UGAGUCGGAGAUCGUAAUCUGAGAACUCGCCCCAACGCCCUUCCAGCACCCUUGCGACAGUUCGGAUCCCCGGGGCGGAUUCUGGAACAAAGGUCUGGGUGAUGCUUUUGUCUGGAGACCUGCCAAGAAGGAAAAUGGAGGAGCGGGGCCCCAGGGAUCACCCGCCGGGACUGCAGAAAGACCUUCUCUGGGGGGAAUCCCUGCCCCGGAGGACGGGAAGAGAGGUCAAGCAGGAACCGGACGAGGGAUCCCUUCAGCAGUGGGAAGCUCAGUGGCGGGAGUUCCUGAAGAUGGUGGAGACCCCAUGCCCAGGGAGCAGCAAGCCAUCGGCGGAUCCGUGGGAAAACAGUUUGGCCUUCCUGGGCUCCUUCGAGCAAGUGGCCAAGGCCUGUCGGUGGCCUGAGGAGGAGUGGGUAGCCCGGCUGCGGCCUGCGUUGAGCGGGGAGGCCGAGCAGGCCUUUCUGAACCUGGAGGGGUGCAGCAAAGGGGAUUAUGGGAAAGUGAAGGCGGCCAUUUUGCGAGGGGAUGCCUGGCGGCGGGAGGAGCAGCGCCAGCGUUUCCGGCGCUUCCGUUACCAGGAGGCCGAGGGGCCAAGAGGGGCUUACAGCCGCCUCCAGGAACAUUGCCAGCGGUGGCUGAAGGCGGACAUGUGUACGAAAGAGCAGAUCGUGGAGCUGCUGAUCCUGGAGCAGUUCCUGGCCAUCCUGCCCGCGGAGGUGCAGCGUUGGGUCCGGGAGUGCGGCCCAGAGACCUGCUCCCAGGCGGUGGCCUUGGUUGAGGACUUCCUUGGGAAGCAGGAAGAGCUCUGUAUGCCGGAAAACCACGCAGGGAUACUAUCGGAGGAGGCAACAACCAUCUCCAGAAUUAGCCAGGCUGCACCUGAUGCUGAGUGGAGGGUGCUGUAUGUGGAAACCAAACAGGAGGACAGUGAUGCCAGUGCUGACGUCUUGGGAACUGAAUGGAAGAGUGAGACUGGGGGGAAACUGUGUGAGAAUUUCUCUGGAGGAACCAAGCAGGAACGCUUUGAAGAGAAAUUCUGGAGUCGAGUUCAACCAGCAAACCAAGAAAGAAACCAACGAGAAGGAUGGAUAGAUAAACCCCUUCCUUCUCCACUUGGAGAUUUCCAUCAGAUCUCGCUCCAGCAAAAAAAACAGGAAGAAAAGGAAAGGGAUGGAUGUCUCCGUGAUUGCUGGGAGAUGUCUACUGAGAUCGAAUCCCAGAAGACGAUACUUGGGAAGAACACUGGAGACAGGGAAACACCUCCUGAAGGGGGGAAUUCAUAUCCAUUCCUGGAAAAUAGAGAGACGGUUCUUGGUGCUUUAGCUCUUUCGUCAUAUCAGGCCAUCCACACUGACAAAGGGCAACAUAAACGCUCUGAUUUCAGCAAAAGCUUUUAUGGUCCGUCUAAUCUGUUGAAACACACAAGACUCCCAAAGGGGGAGAAGUUGUAUAAAUGCUUGGAAUGCGGAAAGUGCUUCGGCCGCAGCGCCCAUCUGACCUCCCAUCAGAUCAUCCACACCGGAGAAAAACCGUACCGGUGUCUGGAGUGCGGGAAGAGUUUUGUCCAGAGUGCCCAUCUCACCUCGCAUCAAAUCAUUCACACGGGGGAGAAGCCGUACCAGUGCUUGGAGUGCGGGAAGAGUUUCAACAAGAGCACCAACUUUUUGAGGCAUCAGAAGAUCCACAAGGGGGAGAAGCCGCAUCAGUGCCUGGAUUGCAGCAAGAGUUUUUCCGACAAGCCGAGUCUCAUUCAGCACCAAAGGGUUCACACGGGGGAGAAGCCCUACGGAUGCUCAGAGUGCGGCAAGAGCUUCAGUCACAGGGGCAGCCUAAGUGCGCAUCAGCGAAUGCACACGGGGGAGAAGCCAUACGUGUGCACAGACUGUGGGAAGAGCUUCCGGGAUCAGUCGAGCCUUAUUAGACAUAAGAGAACCCACACCGGGGAGAAGCCUUACACCUGCGCCGAGUGUGGGAAAAGCUUCAGCCAGAGUACCAACCUGACUCUGCAUCAGAGAAUCCACACCGACGGGAAGCUUCCGGUGGAUUCUCCCCAAAUGCUUAACACGGGGGUGGCCAUGUUAGUCUUUCCACCCAAUCCUGCAAACAGUUUAGUGGCGCUUGAAAGCUGACACACCUCCUCCUGGUGCAUCAGAGGCCUUCGGGUUUUCCAUUUCCGUUCUUAGAUGCCUAUGCAGAAGUCAACCGAUCCAUGACUUUGCUUUCCAAGCUCCACCUCUCUGAAGCUUGGAAGGCCAUUAAAAGAAGCAAAAUCUGUCCGGUGUUCCCUGGAAGUAUUCCCUUGGGAAUCCCUUGCUUAAAUGUUUGCCUUUUGUUGGCAAUGUUAAUGGUCUGGUUCAGGGUGGGGGGUGGGGAGCAGCUUCAAUAGCUGAACUGGAUUUGAACCGUUUUGUGUAAAUACUGAGGGCGAGAGAUGAUAAAGCUAUAAAAUCCAUCUGGAGUGUGGGAAUGAGACUCUGGUUGAAGGAUUUUGCAAAAUCCACAGGCAGAGUAUCCAGGGGAGAAGAGAGAGAGAAGCAGAAAAAAAUGUUCCAGGGUGGAGUGUCUGUUCAAGGUCCCCACCAGCUGUGCCCAUUUGUAGGAGACUCCAUUCCAUCUGUCAACCCGACUCCUGAUUUCCUGAUUUUUUUCUUCUCCAGGAGUCAGAAUUAAGGCCAUGAUAUACUGAGCUACAAAUUAACCAAGCUUAACAUGAUUCUUGUUGGCAGAAACCUUUAAAUGCCUUUCAGUUUUUCCUGCAAGGCUGGAAUGCCAUGGCCCUCUGGACAGUGUUGAAGGUCAACUUCUGAUAACCACAGCCCAUCUGGCUAGUGGUGAGGGGUUGCUGGGAAUUGUAGUCCAGCAAAUCUGUCUUUCUAAAACCAGCUCAGGUGACUUUGAAAUGUUCCUCCUGUCUUUUUGGGAACGCUUGUAUUUGCCAACAAUAAAAGAAGCCUCAAGGCCAGUGUUUCUCAACCUUAACAACUUAAAGAUGUGUGGACUUCAACUCCUAGAAUUGGCUGGCUGGGGAAUUCUGGGAGUUGAAGU
This is a messenger RNA of Candoia aspera, 3045 nucleotides long. RefSeq names its product zinc finger protein 397-like. The transcript is spliced from 3 exons. Lineage: Eukaryota; Metazoa; Chordata; Lepidosauria; Squamata; Candoiidae. The record is from RefSeq and is a predicted model, not a curated record. Bases 102 to 2129 code for a protein of 675 amino acids.